Messenger RNA from Dicentrarchus labrax (European seabass), 2087 nucleotides. RefSeq names its product coiled-coil domain containing 169 (gene ccdc169). The transcript is spliced from 8 exons. Lineage: Eukaryota; Metazoa; Chordata; Actinopteri; Moronidae. The coding region runs from base 69 to 800 and encodes 243 amino acids. The record is from RefSeq and is a predicted model, not a curated record.
AGCAUGGGUCUCCAUGGAAACCCCGUGGAACAAACUUUUCCUUGAGUUGAUGACAGUUUUUCAGAAACAUGACAGGAGACAGCGACUACAGCAAGUACGACUUGGCACGACUGCGGGCGGAACUUGAACAAGAGAGAGAAAUGAAAGAAAUGCUUGAAGAGUCAGUCUCUGAUCUGCGCAGUACCAUGUGUGAACUGCAAGAAAGACUGCACAGUGUUGAUGGGGAAGGAAAUGAGUGGAAGACAAGGUAUGAAACACAGAUAGAGCUAAAUGGACAGUUGGAAAGACAGAUGUCACUCAUUCACGAGAGACUGGAGGACCUACGAGGAAACCCCAUGGAUCGACUGGCCUCCAUCCGAUCUUAUGACGACAUGCCAGUAGAGACACUGAGACAGCGCCUGAAGAUCCUGACUGAGGAGAAGUCGGACCUCCAGAGUCAGCUGAUGGACUGUCAUCUCAGAAUCGAACAGGAGGGAAAGGCGUUUCAUAAAACCAAUGAUGAGAGGCGGGCAUACCUUUCAGAAAUCGCCAAGCUGUCCUCCACGCUGGAAGGCCAAAGAAGACAGUACUCCACCCAGCCACAAAGGGCACCAGAGAGCAAACAGAGGAGAGGGAAGCAGGCCAGCAGGAAGGCAGAGGCUGACUCUAACAAAGGCAAAGAGAGAGAAAAAGAUGGAGGAGUGCGUGUGAAAGGAGGAGGUGGUGGUGGUGGAGCAACAGCAGAAAGAAGAGAAGAGAACAAAUCUCAAAGGGGAAGCAGGUUACCCACCUUAAAGUACUACUUGAAACACAAUCCCUAAUUCCUGGAGUUAUAUCCCUUUUAAUGCUGGAAUGAUUGCAGCAGAAACUUGCCAAUUGUUUUUGUUUUUUUCAGUAAAAGAAUUUACUACUAUUUACUUUGUCUUUCUUACUUUGCUUUCAGCUUCCUGUGGCUUUGCUCACAUUUCCCAAAGGCUUGAAACAAUGUGGUUCCUAUGUCGAUUAUCUAUCCGUGUGCCACAGUAUUGUAACUCAGUGUUUAUUAUACAAUGGAUGGGAAAUACAGUGUUACAUUUAUAAUGAAGUCUGGCAUUAUUAUUCCCUUACACAUUUCUUUGUUUAAGCAAGAGUACCUAAUGUUUCAGAGGGGGGGAUAUUACAAGGUUUUGAGGUCAUCUCCUAAUGUGCCAGAAGCUUGCUGAAUCUGACAUUUCUGAUCACUGCAAUUUUUUUCAAAACACCUCCUACGACUUGCAUUACAUAAGCAGCACCACAUUCACCACCCUCGUCCACCGAGCAAACCAGUCACCCCCAUCCCACCUACUGACCGCCUUAAUAAAACUAAGUGUAAGAAAACAGCAUCUAUAUGAGAUGUAGUAGUGAAUAGGAAGAUUGUGAAGAAGUGGGGAGGAUGGGUUUAGUUCUUGUCAGUCUUAAAACAUUGAAUUGAAACAUCUCAUAACGCAGGGCAUGGUCUCAUGGCAUGACUUCAUCAUUUUGUUUUGUCCCGUUAGCUUUCUCUUCCUUGUUCACUGAUUGGCCUGUAAGUACAGUGACGUCAUGUUAAUUAUCUCGUGGAUUGUGACCUAAAAUUGGAGUUUGAGACAAAAGAGCCCACAGGCAAAGAACAAUUCAUAAAGCUGCCUGAACUAUUCUACAAUUUGUAUGUCCAAGACUGACAUGGCAGUGUGUUAUAGUGACAAGGGAACUGGCUCUUUAAUUAGAAGGGCAAAGAUCAAGCCCCAGCGUCAACAAGCAUCCGCUGAUCUGUCUUUUAUCAUGAAUACUCAACCACCUUCACUUUACUGUAAAUUUCCUUAUACGUGAAUUAAUCAUUUUUUUGUGACAAACAUGGGUUUGAAACAUGAACAGAAUAUAUAAAAUAUAUGAAAGUACUCACCCAAAAACUCCACCCAAAAAUGCAAUUUAGCUGUGUAUCACUCACUUCAAUGUCAUGAUUACAAGUAGAUAAUGAAUGAUGGAUAUAAGGACAUUACAUGAUUCACACCUUUAAGCUCUAUAGUUGGAUGUAAUAUCUUAAAUAUUCAAUGAUCUCUCAGUCACUAAUUUAUCGGCAAAUUUAUCCUAUAAACCAAAUCGAAAAAGUA